AUGGUUGUGAUGCGUGUAUAUGGUUGCUACGUAUUAGUUGUUUAUAUGAUUACUAAGCGUGUCCAUAGUUGCUAUGUAUCGUGGGACACGUUUGGCAUCCCAUACCUAUCAGACGCCUUCUACCACCCAGAACUAAAAGCCAAAGAGUUGAGUGUCAACGUCACAGUGGCUCAGUGGAUUAGGGUUGUAGGGUUUAGGGUCCAGGGCUAUCGCACUGCUAUUACUGACUACACCUCUCAUGUGAUACCUAUAAUCUCAACUACGCGCUAUUACAAUAACAUUGCUGGCUACAAUGAAAUCCCGAAGUACGAUCUGCCCAAUACCGAGCACAAGAACACACUGGGCAACAGUUUAGCUCUGCUGAAAGAAAUGAAAGCGCACAAGCUCAUGAGCACCACACAGACUGAUCUGGUUAUGGACUACUGCCCGUACUUGCUUCAUUUGACGGCCCCCAAGGUUCACGGGAGCCGAGUGGGGUUCAUGAGUGCCAACGACAGAGGUUUGGUGGACAAUCUCGUGCAUGUUUUGGUUGACUAUGGUUUAGACUUCCUACCCUUCCGCAAUGAAACAGGCUCCUUUGUGUACGAACUGCAACC
Sphaeroforma arctica JP610 is the source of this 596-nucleotide messenger RNA. RefSeq lists its product as hypothetical. The annotation marks the transcript as partial. The record is from RefSeq and is a predicted model, not a curated record. The transcript has 4 exons. NCBI's taxonomy places the organism in Eukaryota, Ichthyosporea, Ichthyophonida.